AUGGCGCCACCUCAGAUUAAACAAGACCUGAACCGCUCCGGCUGGGAAACCACAGACUUUCCCUCCAGCUGUGAAAACUGCCUCCCUGACAAUCCAUACGUACAAAUGUUGAAAGAGGAAUAUGGGGCUGAAUGCAAGAUCUGUACCAGGCCUUUCACAGUUUUCCGCUGGAAAGCCGAUCGAACUGCUCGAACAAAGCGAACCAAUAUCUGUCUGACAUGUGCACGAUUAAAGAACUGCUGCCAGUGCUGCAUGCUCGACCUCUCUUUCGGCUUACCCAUUACCGUCCGAGACGCCGCUUUGAAAAUGGUCGCUCCAGGCCCCCAAUCCACCAUCAACCGAGAAUACUACGCCCAGGAGCACGAAAAAGAAUUGGAAGAGGGCCGCGGGGCGGUCGAGGCAUAUGACAAGACCGACGAAAAAGCAAGAGAUCUCUUGCGAAGACUGGCAAACAGUGAACCGUACUACAAAAAACAACGCCGACUAGAAGCAGAAGGGUCGGUGAGAUCAGGCACCGAAAACCAACCAAGCUAUGGACCAGGACCGGGACCGGUGCGAACUGCCGAUGCCAGAAAAGGAGAAAACACACCGCGAGGCUCUCGCGCUGGGCCCAGGAAUGCUAGAGCCGUUCCAGGCACGACGGUACGACCUCCUCAACCAGAAGAUUACCUGCCGCCAGCGGAUCCCAACAUCACCUCACUAUUCGUCACGGGCGUUGAAGACGACUUACCCGAACACGCGAUUCGCACGUUCUUUACGCCUUUCGGCCAAAUUCGCUCGAUAGUUUGCUCCCACCGAGCCCAUUGUGCAUUUAUCAACUACGCGACGAGAGAAGCUGCCGAAGCCGCUGCUGCCCACUGCCAGGGAAAGGCCAUCAUUCAAGGCUGUCCGCUCCGGCUCAGAUGGGGGAAACCGAAGCCGUUGGAUAAUACCGAUCGAGAACAGAGAAUCGAGUGGGCGAGAGAGGGCCGGCAAACAGCGGCCGCCGUUAAAAGUGGUGGUGGAAGCCAAGGAGCCAUUACCGCUACUGGCAACGUGCAAGCACAGAUCGAAGGGGCUGGUGGCGGUGGAGAAACAACUUUCACUGUUGCACCUCCGCCCGGCCAAGGAGAAGUCACAUACACCAGUUUGGCGGGUGACUGA
Rhinocladiella mackenziei CBS 650.93 is the source of this 1143-nucleotide messenger RNA. Its product is annotated as pre-mRNA-splicing factor slt11. Gene Ontology annotation, molecular function: pre-mRNA binding; U6 snRNA binding. The record is from RefSeq and is a predicted model, not a curated record. Lineage: Eukaryota; Fungi; Ascomycota; Eurotiomycetes; Chaetothyriales; Herpotrichiellaceae. Gene Ontology annotation, cellular component: Prp19 complex; U2-type catalytic step 2 spliceosome; U2-type catalytic step 1 spliceosome. The transcript has a single exon. The coding region runs from base 1 to 1143 and encodes 380 amino acids.